CAGUAUGAGCCCAUAAUGAUGAUUGCCAGCCCAUUUGAUCUUCUUCUGAAAUCUGAAUUUCGAGCAACCAGCGACGAGUGGGUCAGUCGCUCCACCUCUAACUCAGCAGCAAUGGCGCAUGUUUUGAGGCCUCUGGCGCGACUGCCCAGAUUACAUCACCAAUACCACUGCUCCGCCGGAGCAUUCUAUUAUUUCCUUACCUCCUGCUCCCUCCCUUCCGCAGAAACCACCGCCAAAUUCCCCCACCAACUCUUACUCAUCAAUUCCUCCCCCGUGGUCUCUGCUCGCAACCUCCACUUCCGUACACGCGCUCUCAAAUUGCGUCAACUUCCCUUGCCGUCCGAUACCACUGAGAGCGACAGCGACUCUUCCGACGACGGUUCCGCCAAGAAGAGCCGCAAUGAGAAGAAGCGCGAGGCUAAGCGCGCCGUCCGCUGGGGGAUGGAGCUCGCUAACUUCUCACCACCUCAAAUCAAGCGCAUUCUCAGAGUGGCCUCUCUUGAGCGUGAAGUCUACGAUGCUCUCAUGCUAGUUAAGAGGCUUGGUCGCGAUGUUCGAGAAGGAAAGCGAAGACAGUUCAAUUAUAUAGGAAGACUGCUCCGAGAGGUAGAGCCUGAAUUGAUGGACGGGUUAAUCCAGGCCACAAAGGACGGCGACAAUGGCAAGUUUCAAACUUUAUGUGGUCCAGAAGCACAGGCAAUUGAAGAUAGUGAUGACGCAGCAGAAGAAACUGAAGAUCAGUGUGAAGAUGAUCCAGAGUAUUGCAUUGAGAUAACAACCAGAUGGUUUGAGGGAUUGAUCAAAAAAGAUAUUGAUGUUAUGAAUGAAAUCUACUCACUUGACAGCGUUGAUUUUGACCGUCAGGUUAGGAACUAAGAAGGCUUGUAAGGAAAGUGCAUGUCAUGCAAGAGCAUCAGGUCAGCUCAGAAUCAGAAGAGAAGGGGGAAGAAGUGGAAGCAAAGGUCGUGGGUGCUAAAAGGCGCCUCACUCGUUUCCUGGGGAGCCUUGUAAAGCAGCUUCCCAUAGAAUAAAUGACUAGUCUGUAUACCUACGUCUAAUUUAUCUGUUCUGUCCAAGCACUAAUAUGACGGUCUGCCAUAUCAAAUCCCAUUUUUUAUACUGUUUAAUCCAGUGAAAAAGGAAAAUAGAAAUGAAGAAUUCCCUUGGGUAAUAUUUAGUAGGUUUCGUCGCAGGAUCUUUAUACCACAGGGUUUCGUAGAAAGUGAGGAGGCGGGGACUGCUUAUGAGGAGAAUAGGAAAGAAAGUUAAAGACACUGAAGGAUUGGUGUCUAUCCUGUUGAAGACCAUAUGAUAAAUGCUGAUGUCUGCCACGGCGGCUUUUUAUUUUGUUAAUAUCAUGGAUUGUGAUGUGAUCACGAGUCGGGGACAAAGACUUAUUUUGUAUCGGUUGAAAUCUCCAAUCUAUCUGAUGAUGUUUUGAACUUUUUUGUUUUUUGUCAUGUCUUCCCGUCACAGCAAAUCACGCAAGGACAGAGCGAGGCAUGAGAAAAGGAAGAAGGAUUAGAGACCCUCCAUUUGGACUUCAGAGAGUGUUUUGGCGGAGCAGAUGAUUUCUGCAAAUAGAAGUUGACAAUUGGAAAGUACUUGGCGCAAAUUACACGCCAAAACCUGUCCUGUGUGAUGUGUGAACUGGAUAAUUGAGUUAGGUAGAAGAACUUCAAAAACUUUUCUGAUGUUCAAUUGUCUAUUUUUUUUUUUAAGCAAGGAUCAUGUGCAGCACUAAUUUGGUGUAUCCGCUGACGAAACUCGGUACGGGAGUGGUCAUGCGUCUGCUUAUAUUCAAAAUUAACGGCAAUGGGAGUGGUCCGGGAUGCUUUCACCA
Molecule: messenger RNA, 1843 nt
Organism: Coffea arabica (coffee)
Lineage: Eukaryota; Viridiplantae; Streptophyta; Magnoliopsida; Gentianales; Rubiaceae
Source: RefSeq, a predicted model, not a curated record